AUGGGGUUACCUUCAUCUAAAAGACGGGAAGUCAGAGCUGCUGCUCGUGAAGGGUUACGUAAACUACAAUCGUCCAGUGAUAAAAUCAAACCAGAAGAUUUGGACGUGGUCCAUGCUAUAACUACUGCCAAUCUUGCCGUUGGCGGUCAAAAUGCGAUACCAACUGAAGAAUCGGUAGCUCCUUCUGAUGCUACCAAACACAAAAAUGAUCACAGUGGAACCAGUGAAGAAGACGAUGAAGAAGAUGAUGAACACGGUCGUGAUUACCAACCUAGUGAAGGUGAAGACGAUGAAGAUGAUGUUUAUGAUGAUACGUUAGUUAAGAGCAGUAAAAGAACUGCACCUAUGGACACGUCUGUUCCAACAGAAGCUAAAAAGCCCAAGGCUUUACAAGAAGGGGAAGUAUACAUUCCACCCAAGCAAACCCGAACGAUUUUCAAAUUGGAUGAUCCAACUUCGUCUCGUUGUGAAUACUGUGGUAAGGAAUUUAGAAAUGUGAUUGAUAAGAGAAAUCACCGUAGAACGCAUUCCCAGCCCAAGAUUCAUGUCUGUUACUGUGGGAAACAAUUCAGUCAAAAACCAAAUUUGAUCAUUCAUCAAACGACCGUUCAUCGUGAUUUACAAUUGAAAGAAGCUAAAGAAUUGGAACAAGCCCAAGCUGCUGCUGAAGCUGCAACAGCCGCUGCUGCCGUAGUUGCCGCUGCUCAAGCACAAGCCCAAGCUGCUCAACAAGCAUCCCAUGAUCCUAAUGCUGUUAGUACUCAACAAUUCCCUGAUUUAAAACAAGUUCGUGUGCUCCACUGUGAUGGUCUCAACUGUACCAAGGGAUUCCUCACAUAUGAACAAUUACUCGAACACAAAAACCAAGAGCAUCCUGGCUCAAUUGACAUUGAAGCCACUACACCCACCAAGAAAUCGUACAAGAAACCAAAACUUGUUAAAUCACACCCAUGUCCUCAACCAGAUUGUGACAAGGCAUUCUCGAAAAAGUCUGACUUAACAAGACAUAUAAGAGUUCACACCGGUGAACGUCCGUACGUAUGUGAAUUCUGCCAUGCCAGUUUCAACCAAAGAUAUCGAUUGACCACACAUUUGAGAAUUCAUACCGGUGAAAAACCAUUCAGUUGUCAAUAUUGUGGCAAGACUUUUGCUAGAGGUGAUGCGGUGCAAUCUCAUGUUUUCUCGGUUCAUCGUGCCAAGGGAGAGGCUUUCUAA
Molecule: messenger RNA, 1215 nt
Organism: Spathaspora passalidarum NRRL Y-27907
Lineage: Eukaryota; Fungi; Ascomycota; Pichiomycetes; Serinales; Debaryomycetaceae
Exons: 1
Coding region: 1-1215 (404 amino acids)
Source: RefSeq, a predicted model, not a curated record